Messenger RNA from Esox lucius (northern pike), 1502 nucleotides. It is a transcript of the gene aspdh, whose product is annotated as aspartate dehydrogenase domain containing. The transcript is spliced from 8 exons. Gene Ontology annotation, biological process: NAD+ biosynthetic process. NCBI's taxonomy places the organism in Eukaryota, Metazoa, Chordata, Actinopteri, Esociformes, Esocidae. The record is from RefSeq and is a predicted model, not a curated record. The coding region runs from base 364 to 1200 and encodes 278 amino acids. Gene Ontology annotation, molecular function: L-aspartate dehydrogenase [NAD(P)+] activity; NADP binding.
AGGUGUGUGAGUGUGUGUGUGUUUGUGUGUGCGUUUGUGUGUGCGUUUGUGUGUGCGUUUGUGUGUUCGUGUCAGGUCUGAUUCAGAUCAAUGGAGGAGAUAGGGACUAGGUGACGGCCCAACAUAGCGGUCAGCUGAUAGAGACAGUGAAUUAAAUGGGAGAAGAGAAAGGGAGAGAAAGAGAGAACUGAUGCAGAUAGUUCCUCCCAGAGAGUGGCAGUCUUUGUUGGGCUGGUGGGCGACUGUCACUGAAACCUUCCUCCAGCAGAGAAAUAAAUGAACCUUAAAGAGUGUCACAACAGGGAAAUCUAUUGCCAGUGGACACAACAUAAAGGAUGUGGUCCUCCAUAACAAAGAGGUACCAUGACUGAAAGAAUGCAAAUAAUGAGAAUUGGAGUUGUGGGAUAUGGACAUUUAGGGCACUACCUUGUGGACAGAAUCCAGAGAGAAGGAGCCAAGUUGGGCUUGACGUUGGUUUUUGUGUGGAACAGAAACGCAGACAAACUCAGAGGAAAGGUGGCCCAGGAACUAAUUCUACACAACCUCUCAGACUUUGUAGACAGGGGUGCUGAUGUGAUUGUGGAGGUGUGCCAUCCAAAAGUUGUGAAAGACUUUGGUGUCCAGUUCCUCUCUAAGGCUCAUUUUCUGGUGGGCUCUCCUUCAGCCCUCUCAGACCCACACCUCAACCAGCAGCUUCGGCAGGCUGCAGAGCAUCAUGGGAGAACCCUUUAUGUUCCCAGUGGGGCAUUGUGGGGAGGCCAGGACAUCCAAAGACUGAACGAUAGUGGAGCAUUAAAGGCUCUGUUCAUCCGGAUGUCAAAGCACCCGUCAUGUUUCCGUCUGACAGGAGACGUGCCGUCUGAUUGCACGGAGAACAGAGGGAGGCGGGUCUUAUUCAACGGCUCAGUGGCAGAGCUCUGUCCCAUUGCCCCUAACAACGUCAACACCAUGGCGGCGGCGGCCAUGGCAGCAGGGUCCCUGGGUUUCUCUGGAGUCCGGGGGGAGAUUGUGUCGGACACGGCGCUAAGUGAUUACCAUGUGGUUGAGGUGGAGGUUACCGGCGCCAACGGCUUCUCCGUGCAUACUGUGAGGAGAAACCCUGCCAAACUGGGCGCUGUUACUGGCAGUGCCACCUACAACUCCUUCUGGAGUAGCUUACAGGUUUGCAAAGGGCACGGCGGCCGAGUUUACUUGUGCUGAAGAGGGAGGGAUUUCGGAAAACAUCUGGAAGACUACUGUAUCCCAGCAGUUUUCUUCCACCAUUUAAAAUGGAAUCUUUUGAAAAUGCCUUACUGCAGCACAAUACCUGUUUAAUGAUGUGACAAACUCUAAAAACUUGACUGCAGGAGCCAAGUUAAUUAGCAUUAUAAAGCUAAUGCGUUUGUACAGACCUGUAGUCCAAUACGAUACAUUGUUAAAGACGGAGUAAUGUAUGAUCAGCUUUUCAAUGCUUUGGCCAAACACACAGAAACAAUUCAUGCUCUAAUAAAACUUGAGAGAAC